GUGACACGCACCAACUCCUAGCCCUCUCCGGGGAAGGCUCCAUCCCAGCUCCCCGGAAUGCUGGGCCGGGACGGCGCUCGGCGCCUCGGCCGCGGGUCUCGAACCGGCCGCUCGGCACUCGGCGCUGCGCCUCCCUCGGGCAGCCGGGGCCCGGCGUGACCCCUGGUGAACCGCGGCCGCCGUUUCCCACCCCUCCCCUCCCAGCCUCCCUUCCCGUUUCACCCCGCCCCUUCCCCCCUCCCCAAGCCUGACAGCCCCGGAGCUGCCAAGCGGGGCGCAGCCAUGGGAAGAGGAGGCGGGCUAGGGAGCGGCGGCGGCGGCAGUGGCGGCGGCUGCACCCGCGACGACGGCAACCGCUGCUGAGCCGGGGCAGCGGCGGGGACCCCGGGCUGGGGCCACGCGGCCCACGAGCCCCCGGCACUCUCGGCCCCGACGCGGAUUCGAACCCGCGCUUGCUCUCCGGAGUGGAGGAGACUCAGAGGUCGUACAGGUAUGGAUCUUUGGCAGCUGCUGGUGACCUUGGCAGUGGCAGGCUCAAGCGAUGCUUUUCCUGGGAGUGACGUCACGCCAACUGUCCUUACCAGAGCACUCCAGAGUCUGCAAAGUGUUAACCCAGCCCUGCACACAAAUUCUUCUGAGAAACCUAAGUUCACCAAGUGCCGUUCACCCGAACUUGAGACUUUUUCAUGCCACUGGACAGAUGGGGUUCAUCACAGUUUACAGAGUCCAGGAUCCAUACAGCUGUUCUAUAUUAGAAGGAGCACUCAAGAAUGGAACCAAGAAUGGAAAGAAUGUCCUGAUUAUGUCUCCGCUGGAGUAAACAGCUGUUACUUCAACUCAUCUUAUACCUCCAUUUGGAUACCCUACUGUAUCAAGCUAACCAGCAAUGGUGGUAUGGUGGAUAAAAAGUGUUUCUCUGUUGAGGAAAUAGUGCAACCAGACCCACCCAUUGCCCUCAACUGGACUCUACUGAACACCAGUUUGACGGGGAUUCAUGCGGAUAUCCAAGUCAGAUGGGAACCACCACCCAAUGCAGAUGUUCAGAAGGGAUGGAUUGUGCUGGAAUACGAACUCCAGUACAAGGAAGUAAAUGAGACCCAGUGGAAAAUGAUGGACCCCGUAUUGGCAACAUCACUUCCUGUGUACUCAUUGAGACUAGAUAAAGAAUAUGAAGUUCGUGUGAGAUCAAGACAACGAAACUCUGAAAAAUAUGGCGAGUUCAGUGAGGUGCUAUACGUAACAUUUCCUCAAAUCAGCGCAGUUAUAUGUGAAGAAGGUAAAAUAAGACAUACAAUAAUAGCCAAUUUCGAGAUUCCCUGGUUCUUAAUUGUUAUCUUUGGAAUAUUUGGACUAAUGGUCAUAUUUUCUAAUCAACGAAGGAUAAAGAUGCUGAUUCUGCCCCCAGUUCCAGUUCCAAAGAUUAAGGGAAUUGAUCCAGAUCUGCUGAAGGAAGGGAAAUUAGAAGAGGUGAAUACAAUCUUAGACAUUCAUGACAACUAUAAACCUGAAUUCUACAAUGAUGACUCUUGGGUUGAAUUCAUUGAACUAGAUAUUGAUGAUCCUGACGAAAAGACUGAAGGAUCAGAUACAGACAGACUCCUAAACCAAGACUAUGAUAAGUCACUUAAUAUCCUCGGGGCAAAAGAUGAUGACUCUGGACGUACCAGCUGUUAUGAACCUGACAUUCUAGAGACUGAUUAUAAUGCUAGUGACAUGUGUGAUGGUACCUUAGAGCUUGCGCCAAAGCCACAAAGGUUAAAAGAGGAAGCAGAUCUCUUGUGCCUUGACCAGAAGAAUCAAAAUCAUUCACUCUCUGAUGAUGCUCUCUCUUCUACUCCACGCCUCAGUGUAACCUUAGCACAGGAAAAUAAACCAAGACCACUUGUUACGGGUGGAACUGAAUCAACUCAUCCAACUACUCAUACUCAGCCAAGCAAUCCAAGUUCACUGGCAAAUAUCGAUUUUUAUGCCCAGGUAAGUGACAUUACACCAGCAGGGAGUGUGGUUCUUUCCCCCGGCCAGAAGAUUAAGGCAGGGAUAGCCCAGUAUGACAUGCAUCCAGAAGUGGUUUCGCGCUCCCAAGCAAACUUCAUCAUGGACAAUGCCUACUUCUGUGAGGCUGAUGCCAAAAAGUGCAUCACAGAGGCCCCUCAACUAGAGGUCCAAUCCCGUGUAGAGCCAAGAUUUAACCAGGAAGACAUUUACAUCACCACAGAAAGCCUUACCACUACUGCUGGGAGGUCUGUGACAGCAGAACUGGCCCCGAGUCCUGAGUUGCCUGUCCCAGACUACACCUCCAUUCAUCUAGUACAGUCUUCACAGGGCCUCAUCCUGAAUGCAACUGCUUUGCCUUUGCCUGAAAAAGAGUUUCUCUCAUCGUGUGGCUAUGUGAGCACAGACCAACUGAACAAAAUCAUGCCAUAGCCUUUCUUUGAUUUCCUGUGAGCUAUGUAUUUAAUGGCUGGGGCAUGAAUGCUUAAACCAAAAACAUUGUUUAAACCUUUUGGGGAGAGGGAGGGGGGGUUAUGGAUCCUAAAUGCCUUUUCCUGAAAUGUUGAAACAUGAUAUUAAAACAAACAAAAAAAAAGAAGAAUGCUUAAUCAGAUAGCUAUUCCCUAUUGUGAAUUGUAAAUAUUUUAAAGAAUUGUCUCAAAGACUGUUUAGUGGCUGCGAUUGUCUUGUUACUGUGGGUGUUAAUUUUGUGAUACUAAACAUUGAAUGACUAUGUUUUUAAUGUAUAUUAAAUCAUGCUUUUUGAAAAAGCGAAUUAUCAGGUGGCAUUUGCAGUUCAGGAAAAUUAAAUGCAAAUCAUAGCACAAUUUGAUUCUUUUUAAAAUAAUUAGGAACUAAACUUACAAGUCAGAAGGCAAAAAACAUAGUUUGGUAUGUAAGAACAUUUAUUUUGACAUAAAAUUGAUAAAGAUAUUUUUAAUAAUUUACACUGCAAGCAUGGCUAUUUUGUAUUACACCACACACUGUGUCCUGUAGUUCAUGCGACCCAUCUAAAGAAGGUAGCAACUACAGUCUAAAGUCGGCUCACUGCUUUGGCCAGUGAACCCAGAGGAAAAUAACAAACAAGUUAGUUUUUUACAAAGUCCUUUUUAUAUCUCCCCAAAUUCCUUAAGAAAUUUUAAAAUGAUUGUAGUCCUCUGCUUUGUUGGAACAAGCUUAUUAGAAUUUUGAAACAAGCAUUUGUUGAUCUCAAAAUAUUUAAAAUGUUUGCACAGGUCAACUUACCGUAAACAGAAAAAACAAGCAACCCUUUCUUCCCCAAGUUUUGGUUCAUGUCAGAGAACAAUGUACCAAGGGAAGGGGAGUAAGAGUUGGCUGCAGUGCACAGACGCAUGCCGCGGGGCGGCUCCACGCUUGCGUGUGGAGCGUCUUUGUCUACCAGGAGUGUUGUGUGCAAAACCAGAGCGAGUAGCCCGACCACCUCUGCCUGGUGUGCCUCAGAGAGAAUUUGGUUUGAUUUCCUAGUUACCUAACAAGGAAAUACGGUCCAAGAAGCAUCUUAUGAGUCGAAGCAUGUCAAAAUGAAGUUAUCCAGAGAAUGAAAUAAGUUCAAGAAACAGGGUUUUGUUUCACAGCCUAUUGCCAGACAUGCUUGUUUUUCAUGGUAAUGAGAAACACAAGAAACGAGCUUGAAACCAUCACCACCCCCCAAGCUCAAAAUUUCCUUAUGCUGAGAGCAAAAACGUUCUUCCUUGUAUAUGAUUUAUUUAGAGAUAAAAUGAAGCUUCAACAUUCUUUAAUUUCCUCUCUUAGAAGACUGGCUUCAAAGCAGAUAGUCAGUGAGAAAUGAAGAGGUCUGUGUCGUUUUUAAUUUAUAUUUCAACCCCCUAAGAACUUAAACAUUAUUCUUUGGAGCCUUGGGAUAACUUCACCCAAAAUCUUAGCAACAAGAAAAGAAUCUCAUUUUGCUUAAGAACACAACACCUCUCAACAUAAAAAAAAAAAAAGAAUUUUUUUCAAAGCUUCACAAAAUGUUAAAGUUAGCUUUAACUUAAAGCUAAGCCAUGUGACAUCAAGCUCAGACCAUUGUAGGAAACAAACUUUCUGGUCUUUUUUAAAAAAUUUGUUUCUUGCAAGAAGGACAAGUGAGCAACUAGAAUUGUUUAAAGUUCAACAUGUUACUUUGUGAUAGAUGUUUAUAAUAGAAUUUCUGCUACCUUGCUGCUAUGGUUUUCUCUCAAAUACAUCAUUUCAUAUAAAAUUUCAUCAAGUAGAACCUAAUCCAACUUAAAAAUGUGUGUUUGGGAAAACUGUUUCACUGAUUCUCGAUAGGCUGACAACAUUUCAAUAGCCAAAAAUAGCUAAAUACCUCAAUCCGUUUCAGAAUGUCAUUUUGGUACUUUGCUGGCCACACAAGCCGUAAUUCACUAGUAUGACUAGUUGUGUCCUGCAGUUUGUAUUUAACUUCCUUUGUCUGUGGAUUUUUUUUCCUUCAAAGUUUAAUAAAUUUAUUUUCUUGGAUUCUC
Sorex araneus (European shrew) is the source of this 4478-nucleotide messenger RNA. It is a transcript of the gene GHR, whose product is annotated as growth hormone receptor. The transcript is spliced from 10 exons. Gene Ontology annotation, biological process: positive regulation of receptor signaling pathway via JAK-STAT; growth hormone receptor signaling pathway; cytokine-mediated signaling pathway. Lineage: Eukaryota; Metazoa; Chordata; Mammalia; Eulipotyphla; Soricidae. Gene Ontology annotation, cellular component: membrane; cytosol; external side of plasma membrane. Bases 493 to 2424 code for a protein of 643 amino acids. Gene Ontology annotation, molecular function: growth hormone receptor activity; cytokine binding; growth factor binding. The record is from RefSeq and is a predicted model, not a curated record.